Nilaparvata lugens (brown planthopper) is the source of this 4401-nucleotide messenger RNA. RefSeq lists its product as uncharacterized. The record is from RefSeq and is a predicted model, not a curated record. The transcript has 20 exons. NCBI's taxonomy places the organism in Eukaryota, Metazoa, Arthropoda, Insecta, Hemiptera, Delphacidae. Bases 1 to 4386 code for a protein of 1461 amino acids.
AUGCCAUGGCACACUAUAGGUUUCAUUGAUGACAUCAAUGAUAAGGUUGCAGUAUUCAAUAAUAUGAUUCACAGCAUUUUUGAUAGGCAUGCCCCUGUGCGUACUGCGCAUCCUAAGCGGAAACCAGUGCCCUGGAUGAAUGAAGAGAUACUGAUUGCCAGACAAAGAAUUUCAGAAGCAGUUCAGUCCAUGAACCAGAAUAUUGAGUCACUCCUGCAGUGGACUGAUGCCCAUCAGCUGAUCCUCAAUGCACAGAAGACGAAAAGCAUCAUUCUUGGCUUCCCAAGUCUUCUGAGCAGAGUUGAUCAGGAAAGACUCCCGGCUAUCACUGUUGCAGGAAAUGUUGUUCCCUACCUGAAGAGUGUGCGAACUCUUGGACUGUAUCUAGACCAGAGUCUUAGCUGGAAGGAGCAGACCACUCAUGUAUGUAACAGAGUGUUUGCAGGCAUGCACCAGCUCAAACGUCUGAAACAUUUCCUGCCUCAAAGCACACGUAUCCUAUUGAUGGCUGACAAUAACCCCCGCCAAGGACUCCCGCAGAGACCUCACAGCAUGCAAAGUGAAAAUAUCACUGUGUUGAUGGGGCCUGCUGCAAUCAUCCUGCAACACUUGAACGCUCUGGGAGCUCAAUCUAUACAUCAGGGGCUGCAGACAAUCCAUGAUGGUCAACACCAGCAGCAACCAACCUCCCAAGACAUCAGAUCUCGACCCCCACAACAACAUUGUGGAAACAUCACCCCCAAACGUAGCAAUAACGAUCUCUCCACCCCCACCAGCAGACAAGGCGCUAUCAGACGCAAUCAAAAAACUUUUAAUGAAACACCUAGAUCGAGUAGUGUAACUCCUCCUUUGAAGUUGGAUGUCAACCACCGUCGUCAAACAGAAAAGUGUAGUCCUAAAUCUGAGCAAGGAUUGGAGGAGGGGUACCUUGCAGGACAUGUCACACUUGACAAGGAUCGUCCUCAGGUUUACCUUACAGGUACACUAAAGCCCGGAGCUUGUUUUGAGGAUGUGACCAGGGAGAGCGUGGGUGACUGCUCAGAUUUGGGGCCUCUGGAUGCGGCAGUGUUGAUUGGAGGGGGUAAUGACAUUGCCAGAAAUGAUGCCAAAGGUUUUAUAUCAGUCCUGCGUAGGAGGCUGGCUGAUUUAAGACACACCAGAUUUGGCUUCCGAAAAGGCCUCUCAACCACACAUGCUCUUAUAAAACUGGUUGAAGAAAUUCUUGACUGCUUUGAAGAUAAAUCCGCUGCCGCUGUCUCUUUCUGUGACCUCAGUCGUGCAUUCGAUUGUGUGUCACAUGAUAUCCUCCUGGCGAAAUUGAAACACCUUCAUGUUGAGGGACCUGCUCUUGAGCUAUUUUCUUCCUAUUUGCGAGGCAGAGUGCAGUACGUCUCCGUGAAUGGUGACAACUCUCGCGUUUUGACUGUGGAGUGUGGUGUGCCUCAGGUGUCUGUAUUGGGUCCAGUGCUUUUUCUGAUCAUGAUUGAUGAUCUUAGCAUAAAUGUCCCAACAAAAAUCUUCAUGUAUGCCGAUGAUACCACAGUUCUUAAUAAGCAUAAAAAUGAUGCUCAAGCUGUUGCACUGUCGGAGAGGAAUCUGGAGUCGGUGCAAACUUGGUUGAAUGCCAACGAACUGUUCCUCAACAAAGCCAAAACCACAACAGUCACUUUUAGGCUCAAAAAGGGAUCAGCAACAAAUGAUACUGGUGAGGAGCAGAAAUUCCUAGGAAUAAUUAUUGACCCUACUCUAAGUUGGGCACAACACAUUGCUGUUCUGAAAAGUAGGUUGAGCAGCGGUGUGUUUGCCCUAAACGAUUAUGUGGGGAGCUGGACCAACAUGGACUAUGUCAGGCUUAUUUUGAAGGCCCAAGCGUCGUUGAGCUCUCCUGAUCAGUCUACGAUCACCGACUAUUCUCAAGUGAAGAGUGAGAUCUCAAUGCACUUCCAACGUUUGCACGGCCUGCUUCAGAUCCGUGAGAACUAUCUUCUCAACUUGGUCAGCAAUCUGGAAAACUAUCAGAUCAACUCACUGCAUGACGUCAUCGACCAGCUGUCUACGUCGUUGUCGGAUGCUGAGGUAGUGCUGAGAGAGGCCAGAGAAGCAAUGAGGCCCGAAAAGUUCGAACUGAUCGAUGCCAAUAUUAUACUGAGAUCUCUGCAAGAAGUGUGUUCCAUGCCUUGUUUCCUCCUGCCUUCUGACUACAGUGGAACAAACAACGAAGAUAACACUGAAAAAAUGGUAUUAAAAUUCAUGGUUGAUGACAAAGUUGAUGCAACUCUCAAAGACUAUGGAAUGCUAACCACGCCCUCGAGAACUAAGUUCGUGCUGAAAUCGGAAGAGGACCUUCCCGCAGAUUAUAGAGCCGAUCCUGUUCCUGAAGAAAUGGAGCUAGAGCCUUUCCUUUUGGACGACCACCAUUCAGUGUCUUCAACAGGGGGCGGCAGGGGGGCCGGAGGCGGGAGCGUGGGAGGUGGAGGUGGCGACACUCGGAUGUCGGCGUCACUGAGCGACAUCUCGGCGUCGUCUUCGUCAGUGCGUGUCCUCGACGUGAUGCACACGCGGCGCGUGCCACCGCUCGGUGAUGCAGACGCUGAGUCGCCCGCCCAUCCCCCUGACGCACCAAUUUGGAUGCUCAAAACUGGCUGCCCGCGUAACGAUCUCUCGCCAGGAACCAUUGAAGAAGUCAUGAUGAGUCAUAUUAUGAGCCCAUCAUUAUUCUAUGUGCAUAGGAAAUGUGUGAAUUUUUAUAUGGAGCAGAUCCGACGUCUUAUUGGUAGGGCGCUUCACCAGAGAGCCCCACCUACUGAAGUAAAACCAGGAUGGAUCUACUUGGCGAAAUAUUCUGCAGACAACAGAUGGUACCGAGCUAAAGUCAUCAAAUUCUACGAUGCAAAUAAGAUACAUGCUCAAUUCAUUGAUUUCGGAAACGAUGAAUAUAUCACCUUGGCAAAUAUCGAGUACUCGACAGAGAAAAUUCAAGAAAUUCCAGCUCUAGCAACCGCGUGCAAGCUGCACCUCUGCAAACCGUCGCCCGGCCCUGAAUGGGACCCCAGUGCUAUCAAAAUUAUGGCAGCCAUGUAUAAGAGCAGCUCGACACUCCGCAUGCAAGUAAUGGAGAACAAGAGUGGCAGCGGUAGACCAGUGGAGGUGGAAUUGCGUUGUUUCUUAGGUGGCACCAGCUCUCUCCUCAGAGACACGCUCUUCUUCCAUGGAUUUGCAACCCACACCAGUACCACAAACUACACGCAAUUGAAGAGUUUGAUGCUCCAGAGUCAAUACCUUACAAGAACAAACACUCACAAACCAGGAAGUGCAUUCGAUGGAGUCGUUACGUAUAUCAAGGAUCCAUCCAACUUCUACGUCAAUUCAGAUAUGAUCUUCUACGAUAGAUUGAUGUGUGAAUUGAAUACUUACUACAGUCAUCCAUCGCAGACUGGUCCAAAAUUCUUCUAUCCAAGUAAAGGUUUGGCUGUGGCGGUUUUCGACGAGCAGCAAUGCGGAUGGUUCAGAGCCAAGGUCACCGGCCACCCGGGAAAUCAAACUGUUGAACUGUUCUAUGUGGAUAUUGGCCAAACUGCCGUUGUCAAAUGGGAGGCUAUCAGAGUACUCGAGGACAAGUUCCUACGUGCUUCCCAAUUGGCUGUCAAGUGUGAGCUGUACAAUGUUGUACCGAUAACCGGGUCAGGUUGGCCGGCAGCUGCUAACGAGGAGUUUAGAAAGAUGGCGCUGGGCCAGAUGGUGAGAGUGAACGUGGUCGAGGAGAAUUCCACUGGCCUCUCUGUCGUCCUCUACCGAACCAUCAAUCUUCAAGAGGUGUGCAUCAAUGGCCACCUCAUUGAACAACAACUUGCUGCCAGUACUUCAAUCAUAUCACCAUUCUCGAAUCACAGAGGGAGAAAGGCAUUGCUUCCUACUCCGCCGGGAAAGAAAAAAUCCUUUGAACAAGUUAUAACAAAACCUAGCUAUAAGUCUGCCAGAACGAGGAAAUACCGUUCGCUAGAAGCACAGAUCGGCCCCGCUACAAGCAUCCAAGCGGCGGCCGUUUCACCAAAGCCAAUGUCCGAAGAAGAAAAAGAAAAAGAAGAUGCUGAAGAUGAACAUUUGAUAAUGCACGAAAAUCGUUUUCCCUGCACAAUCAUCAAAAUCAUUAAUCCUUCGCACUUCCAUGUUACAUUCUACAGUGGGAUGUUGGAAAAAUUGAAGCAAGAUAUAACUAAGUUUUAUUUGAAUGAAAGCAAUCGGGAAGAAUAUAAGAGAGAGGAAGAGUGGAAGAAAGGCGACAACUGUGUGUUCCAAAACAAGGACAGAGCUUGGUAUCGUGCUACCAUACAGAGCAUUUCGGAUGACAAAGCAAUGGUAAUGUACAUUCAGAGAAAUAAUUUUUGAAUUCUGUACUGGAGU